Clunio marinus is the source of this 1839-nucleotide messenger RNA. NCBI's taxonomy places the organism in Eukaryota, Metazoa, Arthropoda, Insecta, Diptera, Chironomidae. The record is from the annotation of a GenBank genome assembly.
AUGUUCCUAAAAUUAAAAUAUUUGAUCAUUUUUGCGGUGAUCAUUAAUGAAUCAUUACAACAAGUUCCCAGUUCAAAGUGUGAAAAUGAAAAGUCAAUCAAAUAUAAUUCAUAUUCGACAUUUUACGAUAGAUCCAGGAGAUAUCGUUGUACAUUUGAACAUUUGAAGUCAUUUGACGAUUUCAAGAUUGAAAAGAGUAAACUUACUUUCAGCACCACAGGCAUUACUUCAAUAACAUUUUUAAACUCAAGCUUAUCAGAGUUUCCGGAGAAAAUAUUCAACCUCUUCACCAAUCUAAAACAAAUUGAUGCAAGUCGACUUGUUCUUAGUGAAAUAUCAGCUACUGCUUUUAUAAAUUUAAAAUUAAUGGAUUUAAUUGACUUAUCAAACAACAACCUUAAGACUCUUAAAGCACGAACUUUCUCUGAAAUGCAAAUCAAACAUUUGGAUCUAAGUAUGAAUCUUUUAGAAACCAUAGACGACACGACUUUCUCAAAUGCACAUAUAGAGAAGAUCAACUUGUCAUUCAAUAAACUUAAGUCUCUCAAGUUCGCAAAUUCGUUUCGUUACUUCUACAUUAUGGAAUUGAAUGACAAUCUUAUCGAGUCAUUUAACGAAUAUGAAUUCAGAGAUGAAGGAGUUGGAACUCCCAAGCUUUCAUUUUAUAGCACAGCUGAAACAGAUCAACGAAUUUUUUUGCAAAACAACAAAAUUAAGAAAUUUGAAUGUUCAACAAACACAAUUUUUAACUCAGUUACUCUUAUCGGUAAUUCAGAGCUUAAUGAGAUUUCUUUGAAUCAAUGUAACAUUCAGAAUGUUGAUGUGUCAAAUUGUGGGACCAUUGAAAAAAUCUCAUUCAGUGAUAACUUAUCAGGGUUUACUGCGAAAAGUGUGAAAAUAAACAACAUUGAGAUGUCUGAUACGACGUCACUUAAGACGCUUUCACUUUCAAACUCUUCGAUAUCACCAAAUUUACUGGAAUAUUUCUUGAAAAUGGAUAACCUAACCUUUUUGGACUUGUCAUAUAUCAACAUCGGACCACUAAAUAUUUCAACUUUCUCCAAACUCAAAGAACUUCAAUUUUUAUACUUGAAAGGAACAAACAUUUCCAACAUUCAGUUUGGGACAUUUUCACAUCAACAUGCCGUGAAAAUUCUUGACAUUUCUGACAAUCACUUAGGAUAUUUUGACUUUAACAUGAUUUUCUCAAUGACUCGCUUAACAUCUUUGGAUAUUUCAGGAAAUGAUUUAAGUUCGGUGGAGAAUUUUGAAUCAGCACAUUUUACAUUCGCAUUGUUGCAAACAAUUGACAUAAGCAACAAUAAAUGGGCUUGUGGAUAUUUACUAAGACUAAUAAAGAUUUUCCGAAUUUUCAAAGUUGUUCUUGUACGAAGUAAUUUGGAGGAGAAUAGAACAAAUAUUCAUGGCAUUGGAUGUGUGCAUGUUGAAGGUGAUGACGUUGUUAUUGAACCUUUAACCCCUGACAACAACAAUUUAACAGAAUUUCGUCAAAAAAUAAACGAAGUUGUCGAUGAGGUUUCAAAAGAUUCGGAUUUUAAAUUAAACAUAAAAACAAGAAUGAAACAAUUGGAGGAGAAAUUUUAUUAUGAUUCACGGGUUGAAAUUUCAACUGCAUCAUUGCAAUCUGAAAGUUCUCAAAGUAUCAAAGUACAAAACAGUACACUUCUUGAAGUCGCGCUCAUAAUUGUCUGCAUUUGGUUAAUUGUUUUCAUGACAAUGAAAAUGUUUGCAUUCAUUAAAACAAAUUUCCUUGGGAGACCGAGACAAAUGAGAGCAAUGUCUGAACAUACACUUUCUAUGACUACUGAUGACUAUUAA